AUAGAUAGCAUGGGUAAUCGGGGCGCCUCUGCUGCCAUUCCAAAAUUUGUGCAUUAGGGUACAGCUAGUGGCGGGCUCAAACGUCUCGUUUUUUUCCAGAUAUGCGGUAUCAUUUUUCUCGAAACACCGAAGUGACGAAAGUUUUAUUAGUUUCCGUUCUUUUUUUUUGGCAUUGAGCGCGCAUGCGCGGGGAUUCAACAACGUGCAGUCGACAAUACACGCCAGUUACAGGACAUCGAGACAUCAGCCAUGGCUGAAGAAAGCAGCAACGAAUGCAUGCCUCUUGACUUAAGCAUGAAGGCCAAAGCAACACCAAGUACUGCCCAUGACGGUACCCAGGGCGCUUCAUCUACAUUGGGCGCCUACAGAACGAUUUCUGACGACGCCUUGCGCUAUCCGAGGAACACGCAGCACACGCCCACGACCAAAGAGAUUUGCAACGUCGACGGUGUCACUGACAAUGGCGGCACACGUUACCAGCAACUGGACUCCAUCAGGAGCAUCAAUAACAUGAGGCCCAGCACAGGUCACGCUGGCAUAGAGGAAGAAUCAGCCAAGUCUGAAGACGGCGCCACUUUGCAGUGCUCUCUACCCACUAUCGAUACACUAUGAAAAAAAGGUCGGCAUUCGUGCUUCUUGCAAUGCAAU
This is a messenger RNA of Dermacentor albipictus, 648 nucleotides long. NCBI's taxonomy places the organism in Eukaryota, Metazoa, Arthropoda, Arachnida, Ixodida, Ixodidae. The record is from RefSeq and is a predicted model, not a curated record.